AUGAUGACGGCCUGGAUCCGCGACGGAAAGCCCUACUUCCACGUGAGGGAGCGUCCCCGGGGAGGAGGGAGCGCCCGGCUGGGGAACGGGACGCACACCUCCCUCAAGUUCCGGAGGCCGUUCCGGACCUGCGACCCGCAGGACAUGGACAUCACGGAGGACUCAAUGCGUCUGAUCUACGCUUGUUCCGACUCGGUCCCGGAAAGUCCGAUGCAGAUGCCGAAACACGAGACAGUGUACGGGGUGCUGUCGGUGCAAAUCCUGAACUACGGGAGGAAGGUCGUCCCACACGUGGGCAACAGCUCGACGCUGGAUAUCGUGACCAACUUCUCUGUGCCCCAGGUCGACUCCUUUUACAGCUGUAAACUCGAGCAGUUCCCCACGUUUGGAAGGAAGCUUCAUGUCUACAUGGUGGAGCCUGUGAUCAAGACCAGCGUCCCCUCGCUCCUGUACCAGAUGAUCCUUUACAGCUGCCCGUCCUCCUACGACCAGUCCAGACUCAGUCCCACCACCGACUGCUUCCUCAACGGCAACUCCACCGCCCUCUUCACCGGCUGCGUCCAGGUGAUCGCCAUCUGGGGCAUCGGCACCAAACCUGGGCAGUCUCUGAUUUACCCAGACGAGGCGGGAUUCUCACUGGGGGCGAAGGGCGAUCCCAAUUUCUAUGUCCUGCAGGUCCACUACGACAACCGAGGCAACAGGACAGGCGUGAUGGACUACUCCGGGUUCAGGCUGCACCUGACCCCGGAACUCCGGAGGUACGACGCUGGAAUCCUCUGGACCGGGAUUGCCCUCUUCCACACCCUCCUCAUCCCUGCCCCCGUCCCGGCGUACAGGACCUACGGAUACUGUGACACGGGGCCCUUGAGCCAGAGUCCGAACCAGACGGUGGGUCCGCUGAAAGUGAUCGGUGGAUAUCUGCACACGCACCUGCUGGGAUCGAAGCUGCGGGUUCUCCGCUUCAGAGCCGGGAAACAGAUCAGUGUAGUGCUGCAGGACCAGACCUUCGACCCCGCGCUCCAGGAGCCCAAGUUCCUGCUGGAACCGGCCACCGUCGAGCGGGGGGACGUCCUCAUCACCGAGUGCACCUUCAACACGAUGCAGCGCGCAAAGAUGGUGAUGGGGGGCCUGGACACGGUGAACGAAAUGUGCAUGUCCUUCCUCGUCUAUUACCCCCGCAUCGACAUCGAGGGCUGCCUCAGCUUUCAGAACACCAGCACGGUGGCCGCUGCCCUGGGGGUGACCGCGAGCAGUGACGACGAACUGUACCGGAUUCUGGACGCCAGGAGCUGGAACGCGGAGCAGGCCGCAGACAUGGAGGCGAGGGUCCGAGACGCCAGUCAGUCGCUCUUCAUCGUCGCUGACCCGGAUAUCCGGGAAGGGCAGGUGAAGAUGCCGGAAAUCCCGAAGGAGGAGACCACCCCAUGUGUGAGGACUCUGGACGCGGGGGCUCCCGCCCGCACCGGACUUCCCGUUGCCCUACUCCUGACUGCCCUGGUGUCCUGG
This is a messenger RNA of Hypanus sabinus (Atlantic stingray), 1506 nucleotides long. Its product is annotated as DBH-like monooxygenase protein 2. Gene Ontology annotation, molecular function: dopamine beta-monooxygenase activity; copper ion binding. The transcript is spliced from 13 exons. The annotation marks the transcript as partial. The record is from RefSeq and is a predicted model, not a curated record. Gene Ontology annotation, cellular component: secretory granule membrane. NCBI's taxonomy places the organism in Eukaryota, Metazoa, Chordata, Chondrichthyes, Myliobatiformes, Dasyatidae. Gene Ontology annotation, biological process: norepinephrine biosynthetic process; octopamine biosynthetic process; dopamine catabolic process.